This is a messenger RNA of Cuscuta campestris, 2762 nucleotides long. The record is from the annotation of a GenBank genome assembly. Lineage: Eukaryota; Viridiplantae; Streptophyta; Magnoliopsida; Solanales; Convolvulaceae.
AGCAUAUGAAUUAAAUGAAAACUUUGUUUACUCUUUUGAGUAUUCUCUUAAAAUAGUGUGAUGCUAUUUUAGCCAAAUUCCUAAUUCUAUAUCUUAAGAGUGGUUCUCUUGAGUGUGAGUUUUAGGUUCUAGUUAUUUGAUUGAGUGUGUAAUAUCUUGAUGAAAUACUAGAGUUCAACCCCAAGUUAAUCUAGAGCACGCCAUGGUAACAGCCCCUGUUCUUCAAUUGCCAGAUUUUAACCUCACUUUUUAUGUUGAGACAGAUGCCUCCGAUGCCGGUAUUGGUGCUGUCCUUUUGCAACGGGGUCAUCCGUUGGCAUUUUUCAGUAAGAAACUCGGCCCUAGACGGCGCGCCGCGUCUACAUAUCACAAGGAACUCUAUGCCAUCGUCGAAUCCGUACAAAAAUGGAGACAAUACCUCUUGGGACGCGAGUUCGUGAUCCGUAGUGACCAACGUAGUUUGAAGGAUCUCCAUGGGCAGGUUAUACAAACCCCAGAACAGCAGUUCUACAUUCGCAAAUUAAUGGGGUUCAAAUUCCGAAUCGAAUACAAGACGGGCGCUUCCAACAAGGUGGCCGACGCUCUCUCUCGUCGUGACUCCGUGCCGGACGCGGGGAUAGAGGAUACUGUACAGCUUUUCUUGGCUUAUGCACAACCCAUGCCAUUACUUUUACAGGAUAUCCGCAGGGACAAUGAUACUUUGGAGGAUUGCCAGACCCUACACAAGGCAGUACAUCAGGCCAACGCCCCUCCCCACAUCACUCUCCAUAAUGGCCUGUUAUAUUACAAACACCGGCUAUACAUCAGUCCGGAGUCUCCACUGCGUCAAAAACUACUCCACGAGUUCCAUAGCACUCCCCUGGCGGGUCACCAAGGGGUUGACCGGACUUUUAAACGGCUGGCUGACGUCUUUUAUUGGUGCGGCAUGCGUCGUGACACGGAUGGCCAAACAGAGGUCAUGAACCGUGGACUUGAACAGUACCUCCGAGCAUUCACCUUUGAACGGCCAAAGAAGUGGGCUACUUUCAUUCCUUGGGCAGAACUGGCUCUCAAUUGUGGCCACCACGAGGGCCUCAACAUGUCACCAUACCAGGCCCUUUACGGCCAUCCCCCUCCUCACCUCUUUCCCACCUUGGCCGUGCGUGCCCGCGACCCCACCAUUGAAGAAAUGCUCCGAGAACGGGCAGAGGUUCUCACUGAUAUACGGCAUAACCUCACCAAAAUGCAGCAGCACAUGCGCGAGAGGGCUAACCGUCAUCGUCGUGACCUUACUUUUCAGGUGGGCAACCGCGUUCUCCUUAAGUUGCAGCAGUAUCGGCAUCACUCCUUAGCACGCCCUCAAUCGUCCAAGCUUGCACGCCGAUACUAUGGGCCUUUCGAGGUGAUUGAGCGUAUAGGCCCUGUGGCGUAUCGUCUCCAGCUUCCCGAAGGGUGCAAAAUCCAUAAUGUAUUUCAUGUGUCAUUAUUGCGCCCUUUUGUUUUGGGAGGUCAGCCGCUGCCCAAGCCCACACUGCCGACGAAUGUCUACAGAGGAAAGGAGGUGGCUAUACCCAUUUCGGCAGGUCCUAGCCGCACAGUGCUCGUCGACGGCAUUCCGCAAGAACAAUGGCUCAUACGAUGGUCAGAUGAUGGGGGUGCCGCUGCCACCUGGGAGCCCAUGGAAAAUAUUCGGAAGCAUUUUCCUCAUCUCGACCUUGAGGACAAGGCCGCUUUCAACCCCGGGGGAGUUGAUACGGUCGUAGUACGGGGCGAGGACACACUUGAUACGGCCCAUGUGGAAGACAGCCCAACAAACGAGGCCCAUGCAGUGUGUGACGACCCACUACGUGGGGAUGAGCCAACAGAUGAAGAUCGAGAGGAUUCAAGGCUGCUUGGGCGUCCACGAAGACAGGCGCGACGACCAAAACGUUACGACGAUUAUGUUUACCACCAAAGUAUAUCUCACACCAUCCAAAAUAUGUCCCAUGAAGAUCUAGCUGCUGAUCAAAAGAAACUAAAGAAAGAGCUUGAUCUUUUGAUGAAGAAGAUUGGAGAGUUCAAAAAUUCUGUGGAUAUCCCCACGUUUGAAGGAAGGAAUGACCCGGAGAAGUUCUUAAAAGUGUUAGCUAAGGUUGAACACGUCUUUACACUCAAAGACAUACCCGAAGACAAGAAGGCCAAGCUAGUUGUGGCGAAGUUUCAAAAACAUGCCUCCACUUGGUGGGCUAGCGUUGCUGCAAAACGAAGGCUCCAAGGAAAAGCUAAGCCCGGAGACCUAGUGUGGGUCCAUGUGCAAAGAGAGCAUAUCUCUAACAAACGCAAGGCAAAGCUUCAACCCCGAGACGAUGGUCCAUUUAAAGUGGUAGCCAAGGUCAAAAACAGUGCCUACGCGGUUGCUCUCAAUAGAAGUGAUGGAGUUUCUGCCACGUUCAAUAAGAGAGACCUUAGUCCAUAUGACGGCCCCUUUUCAAAGGAUAGAAGUCAUAAAGUUGAAUAGUGAAAAUUUGUCCUUUUGUUGACUUAUUUCACAUCCUUGCACCCAUGAUCUUUCCUUGUCAUUUCUUACCAUAUAGGGCCAAAAUUCCUUACACAAAAAUCAGGGAAAAUCUCCUCUUAAACCCCACAAUUCCCCACCCUUGACCUUAGAUACUAAAGGCCGAAUCCAUCACACACAACAAGCCAAGGGACAUUUCCAUCACAGCCACUUAGUGUUCCCUGUUGUUUUCUUCACACAUGGCCGAAUUUCCUCCUUAAAAACAGGCCAAGAAACAUCUCAAAAUAUC